AUGACUGUCUCCAUCUUAUGCAAGGCAGGUAAGAAAAACGUGCUCCUGAUGAAAGAUGAUAAUAGCCGGGAUGGGCACGUGGAAAACACGCAUGGGAUCCCAAAAAAGGGAAAGAAGAAAAGGGGACCAGGCCCCCGGAUCAAAACCCUUUUUUUCUUGUGGUUUCCAGAAGGUAGUGAAAGACAGGCAAUAAGUCUGGUGUCAACAAUGCUUCUUUGGACAACCGCAUUUCUUGCCAGCCUGGUGGCUGCGCAGACAUACCCCCCUGAUGUUGUCGAUCAACUUGCUGCCGCUAGUCUGCCAAAGGUGAAGGAGUGGCUGGCAAAGAAUCCCCAGGGCAACUGCACUUUGGAGACGGCGGUGAGGAGAAAGGAAUGGAUGGAUUUGACCCUCGCCCAGAGAAAGGAGUACACCAAUGCUGUCCUCUGUUUGAUGUCCAAGCCAGCCUUAACCUCCUCUGCCGCCCCCGGAGCAAAGAGCCGGUUCGAUGAUUACAUCGUCGUCCACGUCCAGCAGACGCCGAGAAACCACGGAUCCGUACGAGUCUAUACUUCUAAUACAUAUCCUGUGCUCAUCUCUAACCCGUACGCAGACCUUCUUCUUACCCUGGCACCGCUAUUACGUAUGGCACUACGAGCAAGCCCUUCGCAACGAGUGUGGAUACAAGGGAUAUCAACCGACCCUGCCAACUCCCCUCUCUUCGACGGUUCUGAAGGCAGCAUGGGAGGCAACGGCGCCAAAGCCAGCUACAAUGGCAUCAUGAUCCCAGGGCCAUAUGACCGCAUUCCCCCAGCCGACGGAGGUGGUUGUGUCACAACUGGGCCUUUCAAGAAUAUGACCGUCAAUUUAGGACCAAUUGCCCCUAUCUUACAGCUGACACGCAACCCCCGUGCUGAUGGGCUCGGCUACAAUCCUAGAUGUCUGCGCCGCGACAUCAAUAAGAACUCAGCUGCUGUAACAUCCGCAAAGGACGUUUACGACGUCAUCACCAAGAACAACGAUGCUCAUUGGUUCCAGACAGUGAUGGAGGGUCAAUUUCCUCAAGGGAAAUGGGGAAUCCAUGCUGGGGGGCACUACACUGUCGGGGGGGAUCCCGGAGGGGACUUCUAUACCAGCCCGGGUGAUCCCGCCUUUUGGCUUCAUCACACCAUGAUUGACCGUGUUUGGUGGAUCUGGCAAAUCCAAAACUUGGAAAAGAGACUCAAAGAGGUCAGUCACACGAGAACCAUGUCAAACUUCCCACCAUCUGCCAACGGGACCCUUGACGACCUGAGCGGGCUGGGUGUUUUGGCGCCCGAUGUCGAGGUGAGGGAGCUGAUGAGCACAAUGGGUGGGUUGAUGGGCAAGUUCUGUUACAUUUAUGAGUAA
Molecule: messenger RNA, 1368 nt
Organism: Podospora anserina S mat+
Lineage: Eukaryota; Fungi; Ascomycota; Sordariomycetes; Sordariales; Podosporaceae
Exons: 9
Coding region: 1-1368 (455 amino acids)
Molecular function (GO): oxidoreductase activity
Source: RefSeq, a predicted model, not a curated record